AUGAAGCAAAAUCAAAAAAAUGAGGAAACUCAAACAAAAAUCUACAAAUAAAAAAUCUAAAACUACAUAAAUCAUUAAAAAAGAGACCCAAGAAUUAAAGAUAUGACUAAUGAAAAGAUCCUAACUAAAUUGUUAUUAGAUUCAUUGAUGAUAGAAGAUAAUCAAUAAUAUAAUACAAGAAUUUUUGAUGUUAUCAAAGAAUCUAUUUGGAGUUAUCAAAUUAAAAGUAAAUCUAUCCUUUAAAAUAGAAUAAAUUCUUAAUAAGAUCAUAAAUAAAAAUGAUAAAAUAUAAUCAAUUGUUUCUUCAAUGUUAUUAAUAUUAGAUGGAUAUUUUAAUUACAAUAGUAAGAAAUUCAACUUGAUCUACUUAAAAGUUCCAUAUGUUUUGAGAUAUCAAAGUUUUUUUUUAUUUCAAUCUACAGAAAAUUUCAGUGUUUUAUUUGAAGUUGGCUUACAUAAAUAGUAUAAUGAUACCAAACAAUAAGUAAAUCUAAAAAUUUAUAUUAGUAUUGUUAUUUUGAUAUCUUUUAAAAAAUUACUUUUAUAGAUAUCUUCUUUUUUUAAAAAGGAUAAGAAAUUACAGAUGCUAUAUAAGAAUAUUAAAUUAAUAAUUCAAAAGAUUUCUACAGAAUGGAAUUAGACUAAAUAGAAUGUGUUAGUGUACCAUUAACAGGAAACGAUGCCAAAUAGUAGAGCUACUUAUUUUAAGUUUAAAAUAAAAUUUGGCCUGAAUCAUUAUAUUUUUAAUAAAGUUAGAAUUUAAUUUAAUGGAUUCCUUUAAAAUUUAAAUAACUUAUAGAAAAUAAAUCGGAUCUCUUAUUUAAAGGAUAGUUUAUAAAGAAAUCUUAUUAUGAAAAGUUAUAAAAUUAAUUUCAUUAUGAAUAGAUUGGAAAUUAAAAUAAGUAUAAAUUAAUAUAAUUUGUUGAUUUUGAAUCUGUAGGCAAAAUUUUAGAUUUAUUGUAAAGAUCUUAAUAAUUUAAAAUAAAACUAUCGGAUUAGGAAAGAUAAAUUGUUACUACAAAGAAUAAUGCAUUAGUUAUUGGUAGAAGUGGAACAGGAAAAACAACUAGUACUGUAUUAAGAAUAUUUGCUACAGAAAUGUUAGUAAAAGUAAGAAGCAAACUACUUGGUUAAAAAAGAAUAUAAUUUUUGUAAGAUUAUUAAGGAAAAGAAGUUUAAAUUCAUUCCUUAUUUUCAACUGCUAAUAAGUAUUUAGUAUAAGAAGUAGAAAAGUAUUAUCAUAAAUUAGAAAAAUAAGCUUAAGAAAUUAUAAAUAGUCAUAGAGAUUCAAAGACUUUUAAUUUAGAUGAAUCAUUGUAAUUUAAAACAUUUAAUAAAUUAGUGUUUCAAUUAAUGAAAGUGUCAUAUCAAACUAUGAAUCUGAUAUAUUAGAUUUUGUUUCACUUUAGCCAGAGGAAUAAUGCCCAUAUAAUCAAAAUAGAGGAAUUCAUUAAUAAGAUAAACAAAAUUUGAAUGAAUAAUCAUUGUAAUAAACUAAGUUUCCUUGUUUUUUAUCAACAGAAUAGCUUCUAAUUCUUUUAGAUAAAACAUCAUAAAAUCCAUUUUUCUCAAUCGAAAAAAUUAAUAAAUUUAGAUUAAAACACAGUAACAAAAUUGGAUUCUAAGAUUUUAAUGGAAUAAAUUUAGAUGAAUGGUUUCCUUAAAAUAAAAAUGUUUAAUCUUAAUCCUCUUUUUCAAAUGAUAUUCAACAUAAAUAAGAUAUCAUUUUACCUGAAGUUGAUUUUAUGUUAUUUUAUUUAUAAUUUUGGCCUUAGGUUUGUGGAAGAGGAAGAAACAAUUUUGAUAAUACUGCUCUUCCAUCAUUAAUAUGGACAUAGAUUUACUCAUAUAUAAAAGGUUCUUAAUAUUCAUAUAUUUACCCUAAUAGAUGUCUUCCUUUUCAUUUAUAUAAAGAAAGAGUUGGAAAUUAUUUAAGUGAAACAUAGAUGAUAGAAAUUUAUGAUUGCUUUUUAAAAUAUGAAAUUUGGAAAGAAAAAGAAUAAUAUAUAGAUCAAUUAGAUCUGAUUAAUCAAUUAUUAAUUAAUAUAGAAUAAAAUGAAUUAAUUCGAUUUCCUUUUCACUAUUCUUAUAUUGAUGAAGUGUAAGAUUUACCUUAAGCUAUGAUUGAACUAUUUUGUAAAAUAACAGAAUAAGGAAUAAUAUUUUGUGGUGAUUCAGCUUAAAGUAUUCUGAAGGGAGUAGGAUUUAGAUUUUCUGAUUUAUAAACUAUUUUUAAAACUUCAAAAAAAAUAGGAUCUAAUUAAUUAGAGAAAUUUUAAGUNUAUUGGUAGAAGUGGAACAGGAAAAACAACUAGUACUGUAUUAAGAAUAUUUGCUACAGAAAUGUUAGUAAAAGUAAGAAGCAAACUACUUGGUUAAAAAAGAAUAUAAUUUUUGUAAGAUUAUUAAGGAAAAGAAGUUUAAAUUCAUUCCUUAUUUUCAACUGCUAAUAAGUAUUUAGUAUAAGAAGUAGAAAAGUAUUAUCAUAAAUUAGAAAAAUAAGCUUAAGAAAUUAUAAAUAGUCAUAGAGAUUCAAAGACUUUUAAUUUAGAUGAAUCAUUGUAAUUUAAAACAUUUAAUAAAUUAGUGUUUCAAUUAAUGAAAGUGUCAUAUCAAACUAUGAAUCUGAUAUAUUAGAUUUUGUUUCACUUUAGCCAGAGGAAUAAUGCCCAUAUAAUCAAAAUAGAGGAAUUCAUUAAUAAGAUAAACAAAAUUUGAAUGAAUAAUCAUUGUAAUAAACUAAGUUUCCUUGUUUUUUAUCAACAGAAUAGCUUCUAAUUCUUUUAGAUAAAACAUCAUAAAAUCCAUUUUUCUCAAUCGAAAAAAUUAAUAAAUUUAGAUUAAAACACAGUAACAAAAUUGGAUUCUAAGAUUUUAAUGGAAUAAAUUUAGAUGAAUGGUUUCCUUAAAAUAAAAAUGUUUAAUCUUAAUCCUCUUUUUCAAAUGAUAUUCAACAUAAAUAAGAUAUCAUUUUACCUGAAGUUGAUUUUAUGUUAUUUUAUUUAUAAUUUUGGCCUUAGGUUUGUGGAAGAGGAAGAAACAAUUUUGAUAAUACUGCUCUUCCAUCAUUAAUAUGGACAUAGAUUUACUCAUAUAUAAAAGGUUCUUAAUAUUCAUAUAUUUACCCUAAUAGAUGUCUUCCUUUUCAUUUAUAUAAAGAAAGAGUUGGAAAUUAUUUAAGUGAAACAUAGAUGAUAGAAAUUUAUGAUUGCUUUUUAAAAUAUGAAAUUUGGAAAGAAAAAGAAUAAUAUAUAGAUCAAUUAGAUCUGAUUAAUCAAUUAUUAAUUAAUAUAGAAUAAAAUGAAUUAAUUCGAUUUCCUUUUCACUAUUCUUAUAUUGAUGAAGUGUAAGAUUUACCUUAAGCUAUGAUUGAACUAUUUUGUAAAAUAACAGAAUAAGGAAUAAUAUUUUGUGGUGAUUCAGCUUAAAGUAUUCUGAAGGGAGUAGGAUUUAGAUUUUCUGAUUUAUAAACUAUUUUUAAAACUUCAAAAAAAAUAGGAUCUAAUUAAUUAGAGAAAUUUUAAGUUUAUUAAUUAACCAAAAAUUUUAGAUCUCAUAAUAAUAUACUUUAAUUGGCUAAUUGUAUAAUUAUAAUACUUGAACUUUUAUUUCCUCAUAGUUUAGAUCACUUAUAAAAAGAAAUUUCAAAUCUUAAAGGUCCAAAACCUGUAAUUAUUUCAAAAGCUGAUCCUUCCUUAAUUUUUUGUUAUUUGAGCUAAGAUUGUGAUGCUGAAGAAUAAUGUGAAAUAGAAUUUGGCUAUAAUCAAGUUAUAAUCGUAAAAAGUGAAGAAGCAAAAGAAACUUUACCGUAACAUUUUAAAACAGCGAGAGUACUUACAACUUACUAAACAAAGGGAUUAGAAUUUGAUGAUGUUAUUCUAUAUAAUUGUUUUAGUUCUGAUCCCAUUCCAGAAUAGUAAUGGGCCUUUUUAUCUUGUCUAGAUGUAGAUGAAUCAUAUAUUGAUAAGCAAGUUUUUGAAGCAUCUAUAACAUGUAUAUUUAUAUUCAUAUAAUAGAAUUUGAGGAGUAAAAUAGUUAGUGUGAUAUAUAAAUAACAGAAGAUGGAAAGUAAGUUGUUUAAAAAAAAAUAACUUUAAAUUAUAGAUACGAUAAAAAAAAAACUAAUGAUUAUUCGACUCUUUGUAAUGAAUUGAAGAUGUUAUAUGUUUGUGUAACUAGGGCUAAAAAGAGAGUAAUUAUUUAUGAUGAUGACCCAUCAUAGAGGUAUCAUAUAGAAAGAAUUCUAAAAUAAUAUAAGGUUUGUGAUUUUAUAAGUAAUGUUGAUUAAAUUUAUCAAAUAACCUAAAAAAAUAAUAAAGUUUUUGAAAAGAAUUAAAAAGAAAUUUAAUAAAGAUAGCCAAGAAUAUUGAAUAAUGAGGAAAUGUAAAUAUGGGAAACAUAAGGACAAUUGAUGUUUUAAAAAAAGCUUUAUGAUGAAGCAUAGAAGUGUUUUUAGAGAUGCAAAAAUGAAAUUAUGGCUAAAUUAUCUGAAGCGUUUCUAUUUGCAGCUAAAGGAUCUUAAAAAUUAGCUAAUUAUAAAUCAUAUAAAAUUUAAUUUAAAAAAAAUGGUACUUUAGAUCUCAAAAAAAAAAUGGAUGAAUUAGAAUCACAAUUAAAAUAAGAUUUUCAAAUAGCAGCAUAAUUCUUUAAAACGUCUUAGAUAAAUGAUUUAUAAUAAGCAGCGAAUUGUUAUUACUCUGGUAGGAUGUAUGAAGAGAGCUUUAUUUUGUUUUUUAAUCAAAAAUUAUAUCCGUAAGCUGCUAAAAGUGCAAUAAAGUAUAAAUAAAUUUUGAUAGCAAUUCUAAUUUAUUAUAAUUUAGGCGAUCAUAUGAAUUUAUUAAAAGUACUUUCACGAAAUAUUUAAAAUGAGGGUUUCCAAUACGGGUUUUUUAAAUAUGAUUUCCUAAAAGAAUGUUAAAAUUUUGGCCUUUUAAAGAAAGAUGAAGUAAAAUAGCAUCUAUUAAAUUAAUUAUAAGAUUCUUAACAAAAUAUUUUCCAUUUAUUAGUUUAGAAAUCAAAAAAUAUUGGCAAUAUUAUUGUAGAAAAAGAUGAUUUUAUAUAAAAAAGCAUUUCAAAAAACAUUUUAGACUAAGUUCCAAUAAAAGACCUUUUUGUUAUUGAAAUAGAUAAUAUACUUAAAUCAUAAAUUUAUAUUGAUGAUGAUUUAGAAGAAAUGAUUUAUGAAGAAUUCAAAAUAUUUUGGGAACUUUAUUAUGAGAUAAUAGAUUAAAAAAUGAUAAUCAACAUAUACUCAUAAUAAGAAAUUGAAAAAAUUGUUAAUUCAGAAUAGCAAAUAUAUAAAAAUGAAUCAUUAAAAUAAUUUUUUAUUGAAGUCUUUGAGUAAUUGAAUUAGCAUUAAGUAAUAAUUACUCUAUAUCCAGAAAAAUGGUUAUUUUAUUAGUAUUUUGAUCCAAAAAAAUAAAAACUUCAGGAAUCUGAAAUUGAGAAUAACUAGUAUUAUAAUACGUGCUAAUUAUAAAAAAGCAAUUAAAUGUCAAUUUUAUAGCUAUUAUUUUUAGAUGAAAUUGAAAUAUUAAGAAAAUUUAUUAAACCCUAAAAUAAAGAAUAAAGAUUAUUAUAUGAAGAACUUAAUGAUUUAUUCCUUAUUAAGAAUUACUAUCUUCUUAACUAUUAUUUUAAAAACUAUAAACAAAAUCUGGAUAAAUAAAAUCUGGAUAAAUAUGAUCCUCCGAAAUAUAACACAUAUGAAGAGUAUUUAAGAAAAUUUGUUCAUAUAAAUUUUCCUGAAAAAUUCAAAUUAUUUUUUAAAUUUCAUGUCAAAAUUAACAAUAAUUGUGAAUUAAAUGAAUAAGAUAUAUAAGAGUUAUUUAAUUUAAAAUAUUAGAAGGAAUAAUUUAUGAUUAUUUUGCAUUUUUUUCACAAUCAUAAUGACAAAUUUGUGGAAAAAUUCAUUAAAAAUUUUAAUUUUUAAUAACUUUUAUUUUUAGGAAAGUUUUUAAUAAUGAUAGUUCAUCUAUUUAAAAUUGAUUACCAAGAUAAUUAAUAUUAUUAAGAUGUAUUUUCAUCUAUUUGUUCGAUAAUUGGAGCCUAUAAUUCAAAAUCUAAGCUUUUUAAUUUCUUUGGAUAGAGUAUGGCAUUUUAUUUUAUGAUUGACAAUACUGAAGAAUUAAUUCUAACAGAAAACUUUGAUAUUGAAUAAAAAAUUUAAAACUCACUUUCAUAGAAAAUAAAUUAACUACCAAUUCUAUAAUUAAUAUUUAAUAAUAUAAUUUUAUAAAAAGGUUAUAUUAAUAAUAACCUAUAACAAUAUUUAAUAAGUAAUCCAUCUUUAAUAUCAGAUUUAGUAUUCAUAAUCAAUAAUGUCUGUCAUUAAAUUAAAAGUAAUAUUAUUCAAAAAAAGAAAUCUAUUUUUAAUUUAAUUCAAGCUAUAUAAAUUUUAGAUUCACUAAAAAUAUAAAUUCCAAAAUGUAUAAUAGAAAUAAUAGAAGAAAAUUAUAAAUUCUUAUUAAGUUUAAUUGCUUUUAACACUUUUUGUAAAAAUUAAAUAUCCAUAAAAUCAUUAUAGCAUUGGGUGAAUUUUCAUUCUAAGAAAAAUUAAUUUGAUAAUUAUCAUAUUGAAACUAUAAAAAAUGAGAUUAGUUAAGUAAUUUUAAUUUUAAUUCUUCUAUAUAAUGUUGAUAUUGCAUUCAUUAAAAACAAAAAUGAUAUUUCUGAAAUAAAUCUUUAAUAUUUGGCAAUAAAUAAUCAAUAUUAUAUAGAUAAUUCAAAUAAUGAAACUUAGUAAACAGUUUAUAAAGAAGAAAAUUAAGAAAAUUAAUAAUAAUUGUAAGAAAUAAAAGAUACAGAUUAAAAAUAAGAUUUGGAUUAAAAUAAAUGUUAAGAAUUACAAGAUUAAUCUUAAAUUAACAAUUAAGAAAUAAAUUAUGAAGGAGAAAAAAAUGUAUAAUCAAUAGAAAACAUUAUUUAGAUAGAAAAAUAACCUACAUAAUAAUAAAAAUAAUAAAAUUAAGGAUUUUAGGAAGAAAUCGAUUUUAUAAUUUUUGAUGAGUAAAGAUAAUUACUUGAAUACUUAAUAUCUGUUUAUUAUUGUGAUGAUAAUUAGAUUAAUGUUGAUUUCAAUUUUAAAGUAGAAGAGUUAGAUAAUUUAAUAUUAAAUGUUUAUUUAAUCUUGUGUAAAUACAUAAAUAAUGGUUAAAACAUUGAAAUUAAAAAAUUUAUUCAUUAAAAUUUAAUUUUAUUGAAUCAAAAUUUAAUACUCUUAAGUUAAAAAGAAGAUCAAUAUGAAUAAAUUAUAAAUAAUAUUGUACAAAUAAUUAUUAAAUUUGAUAAUAAUGAUAUGGAAAAUUAAAUAUCUUAAUAAAAUAUAAAUGAAACAGUCUAACAAAAAGAUUAAUAAACAUAAAUGAAUGAUUAGUAGAUUAAGAUAGUUAGUGAAUCUAAAAAAUAAUUACAAAAAUAAGAAGAAUUAUCAAAUUAAAUUCCUUAAAGCAAUAUAAUAAUUGAACAAAGUAGCGUUAUUAAGAAUUAGGAUAAUGUUUUAUAAAAUAUAAGAUUAUAAUUGGAAAAAAAAUAAAUUUAUCAGUAUAAAUCUUAUCCUUUAAAAAAUUUACAAUUAAUAAGUUAAAAUUAAAUUAAUUGCAGCAUAUAUCCUUAUAAUUUUAAUUAACAAAAUUACAUCUGUUCCAAUUAACAUAAAAUUAAUCAAAUAUAACUAUAUUUUAUAAUAGAGAAAUAAAGUCAAAAAAAAAUUAGUUCAUAUCCUAUUGGAAAUAAAAAAACAAAUGAGAAUCUUAUUAAAAUCGAUAAAUUAAAAAAGUAAAAUACGUAUUAUAAUUUAGAGUUUUACACAAAUGUAUUAAAUGUUCUAAAAAAUUAGAUAUUUAAGGAGCUUCUUAUUCAAUAUUUAAAGAAUUAGUAUUUUUAUUGUAAAAAGUUAGUGAUUUAGAAUAUGAAUAAGAAUAAAAGUAAAUUUUUAUAAUAAUUAGAUAAAUGGAUGUUUAUUAGAAAAUUAAUGAAAUUGAAAAUAAAUUAACAAAGUACAAAAAUAAAAAAUUAUAAAUUGAUCAGAUGACUCAUCAGAUAUAAAAAAUAUUAAAUGAAUUAUGA
This is a messenger RNA of Paramecium primaurelia, 8067 nucleotides long. NCBI's taxonomy places the organism in Eukaryota, Ciliophora, Oligohymenophorea, Peniculida, Parameciidae. The record is from the annotation of a GenBank genome assembly.